This is a messenger RNA of Plasmopara halstedii, 3858 nucleotides long. Its product is annotated as cold shock domain-containing protein e1. Gene Ontology annotation, molecular function: nucleic acid binding. The transcript has a single exon. The record is from RefSeq and is a predicted model, not a curated record. NCBI's taxonomy places the organism in Eukaryota, Oomycota, Peronosporomycetes, Peronosporales, Peronosporaceae. Bases 1 to 3858 code for a protein of 1285 amino acids.
AUGUUCCGCACGCCGCAACCUGGCGACUGGGCCGCCGAAGACGAGGAUAUCUCGCCUUUACCAGCGCUUACAUUAGCUCCAGUCACACCUGCUCCCUCUUCCGGCGAAGCUUCUGUAUCUAAGCAAAGAAAUGAGCGCAGCGAUAUCGACGGGCGCAUUGAGCAGGACAUGUGCAAUAGCGAACGCCGUUUCGAAUCUGAAAGGGGACGAUCUGACCGGGACAGAAAAUAUGACCGUGGAAAGGUCAUUCGAGACCGAGGUGACUACGAUGGAGGUCGUUUCGAUCGUAGUGGGCACUAUGAUCGACAUAAUGAUCGAAGUGGCCGGUUUUAUGAUCGACACAAUGAUAGAAAUGGGCUCUCUACACGGGACAACGACAGAGAUCAAUUGAAUUUGGACAAUGAUCGUAGUAGGUUUAAUAAUCGGGAUAAUGACCGGAAUGGGCGUUUUGAACGGGAUCAUGGACGUUAUGAAGGUGGAGGACGAGCUGAUGUUUCUCACUGGGGACGCAAUGGCGAUCGUCGAAAAUCUGGCGCUCAGUAUAAUAUGCCUGUGGAACAAGGAUAUAUCGUUUCUAUAAAAGAGAGUUUUGGAUUUGUAAGUAGUUUAGACCGAGACGGUGACUUGUUUUUUCACAUUUCGGAGGCUCCAAUCGACAUACAAUUACAGGACGAAGUUGAGUAUCGAGUCAAGUACAACCAACGGUCUGACAAGGAAAUGGCGUGUCAAUUAGUAUCUCUUGCGAAAGGAACAAUUAAAACUGAAGAAGUCUCGGACGAAUGGUAUGAUGGAAUAGUGACGAAGAGUCUACUUCGUGGCGGUAGUCGUGGAUACGCUUAUAAUCGUGAUGACGAUCGUCGUCAUCGAGAAGAGUAUGGACUGAUUGAGGUAAAAAAGAGCAUAAAGGAGAGUGAAACGGAGCAGGAAGGAACGGUUGAGCAGACACAAGCGGAUGAAGAUGUGAAGAAGAAGACACUUGCAAAGCGCGAGCUUAUACGCUUUACCAGUGAAAGUUUAGCUGCAAUUAGUGUGGCUGAAGACGAGGGACACACUGAUCGAGCAAAAGUAAACUUGACCCCUCACUUUGGCGAUGAAGUACGCUUUAAGAUCGCCAGGCACCGCAAAACGGGAGGCAAACGCGCUGUGGAUCUCACUAUUACAGUGUCAGCUCGUGAAAAGCUAAAUAAGGAGGUCGAGGCUAAGCUGGCAAUGAUGACACGCGAAAUGGGCGUGGUAGACCGUGUGAAGUAUGGUGGGGGGUUUAUUAAGUGCUGCGACCGUCCGAUUGAAUUAUAUUUUUCCUUUGAUGAGCUACUUGAGGACAUUGAAAGCAGAAAUAAUAAGGAUGAUGAUUCUAAAGAUGAGCAUCACACUGGUCGCCAAGGCAAAGGUCCAUAUAUUGGUGAGGGGGAUGAAGUAUCUUUUUUUGUGUAUGAAGAACAAGAGGACGAUUCAAGGCACUCUCGACGACGAUUGAGUGCAUUGCGUGUGCAAAAGCUUCCGGCCGGCUCGGUAUCGUUUGAGCAGCUGCUGCGGUCGGACGUUGAGGGUGUGGUAAAAAAAGUUCCGAAGGAACCGAGGAACAGCCCGGAAGUUUUUGGAUCGAUUGCUAAAGAAAUUUAUCCACAAGAGAUUGUCGAAGUAGAGGAUAACGUUGACAUAUCGGAGGAAAAUAAAAAGGUGAAAAAUGGAAUUGAGGGGCAAAAGGUGGCAUUUCGUCUGUGUGAUACGGAGGAUCCGAGCUAUAUCCCUCAUAUUGACGACAAGGUUGUCUUUGACGAAGUCUUAGACAAACGGACUCGUAGGAUCAAGGCCGUGAAGGUCCGUUUUGUACAGCUUUGCCAGAAAAAUCGUGAGACUGGCGUAAUUAAUGGUAUGAAAGACGAGUUUGGAUUCAUCAAAUGUGUAGAGCGGUUUGGAGAUGCAUACUUUCGUUUUUCUGACGUUAUGGGCAUGAAUCGAAAUUUUAGUACUGGCACAGAGGUGGCUUUUGAUGUGGUGGUUGAUACCAAGUCGGACCAUGUUCGUGCGACGCGUGUGCAACUCUUGCCCAGAGGAACAGUCAAGUGGGAAGCUGUUUUAUUAGAAGGUGUAGAAGGCAAAAUUCUAGGGGUACCGGCUUCGCGUGGAGGUCACAGCUUAAAUCGUGGUGGACGCGGAGACAAGGUAAAGCACUUGCAAAAGCUUAUGCACGGCAGAAUUGGCUGUGUGGCUCCAAACAAGCAGCACUUGAUUGAUUUCUUACCCGAACUGAAACAGAAGCUUGAUGCUGUAUUCAUAACAUCAAAGGACGGGAAAGAUUCGGCUGAAGGCAAUGAAGAUCAUCCUCAUGAGAAAAAUACACUCCGGAUUGCGUUCCCCAGUACAUUGUCGAAGUUUGAACGUGCCGCAUUGCAUGAAUACAGUGAUUGGCUUGGUUUACAACACAGAAGUAUUGGCGAAGACUCGGACCGUCAUCUUGAAAUUUUUGGCAGCGACACCAUUUCCUUAGACUUCGUGAAAGAUAAACUGAUAGCAGCUCCACCAGAGAUUACAGCAACCUAUACAGAGGAUGACGUAGAUGAUGUGCGGUAUCACCCUCGUGUGGAUGAUCGCGUUAAAUUCGAUCUUGUGUUGGUGAAGCGCACUAAGCAAUUCCAGUGUAGAUCAAUCAAGUGCGUGGAAUCUACUUCAUCAAGAAGUAAUGCCGCUACUCCAAAGACAGAUGCUGUUCAAGAAGAAGGAGUUAUUGUGUCAUUAAAAUCUGAAGGAUUCGGCUUUAUUAUGCCCGUUCAGACUGUCCCGGGAGUUAUGGAAGAGAAUCUAUUUUUUCACAUUAAAGAAAUUACGACGGGACAAACGCUGGCAGAUCUGAAAGAAGGAACUGAGGUGCAAUUUACUCGUUUGUUCGAUGAAAGAAAAAAGAGGAAGCGUGCAACUGCCAUUAGCGUUGUUCCAGCAGGAACGAUCAAGACCACAGUGCGAGAAAGCGUGAGAGGUAUUGUCACGAAGGCGAGCGUCUUGCAUCGCAUUUCCAAGAAUCGAUUUGCAAAGUCAAACAGUAAAUCGAGUUCAGUCGGUCGAAUUCGACUAGCGACUACUAGCAGUACUGAUGACGACAAUGCUAGUACCGAUGCUGACGAUAAAGACAGUGAAGAGGAAGGGGGGAGAAAAGUUGCGGAGGUUGGGACUUCCCUCAACGAUACAAAUAAGCAAGUUCGAUUGAAAAAGCCCGGUAAACAGUUUUAUCAAUACUACAUUCAUGACAUUACCGAUCCAGCUGUGAUUGUGCGUGAGGGAGAUGAAGUGGAGUUUAUUCCUCAAGUGACUCCAAAAAACCUUCGUGCUGCUCAUAUUCGACUCGUAACGUCCCAUGCGAAGCAGGGUGUUGUCACGCACAUGGGAGAUCAAGGUGGUAUCAUCCGUCUCGAUGGCGAAGGCCCGGUAGUCGAGGCCCGAUUUGUCGCUCAAUCUGUGCUACGUGGUGAUACUUUGAAUGAAGGUGAUUGUGUCGAGUUUGCGUAUCUUCCAUUCGAUAUUGCAUCUAGGAACCAUAAUGUUCAAAAAGGAAGUGAAGAGAAGGAGGAAAUAGCUAAUCAAGAGAACGAGUUGGUUCGUGGUCAAGCACUGAGUAUUCUAUGCCUUUCAUCCAACCGUGCAACAACAUCACAGACUCGAGGCUCGCGAACGGUGAAUUCAACACUAAAAGAAGCAAUGCGGCAGAUUGGUGGGAACGCUAUGGUGGCAUCUCGAACAGCUAAAGGUCCAAAUGGAACGCGUGGUUUUGUCGAAGGCUGGAACACAAAAGAUGAGGAAACAAAAACAAUGGAGGAGAGUGCAGCAACAAGUCACAACGACUACAAAAUCAACAAAGAGUGA